Vidua macroura (Pin-tailed whydah) is the source of this 2493-nucleotide messenger RNA. It is a transcript of the gene ANKRD34C, whose product is annotated as ankyrin repeat domain 34C. The record is from RefSeq and is a predicted model, not a curated record. Gene Ontology annotation, molecular function: protein binding. The coding region runs from base 338 to 1867 and encodes 509 amino acids. NCBI's taxonomy places the organism in Eukaryota, Metazoa, Chordata, Aves, Passeriformes, Viduidae. The transcript is spliced from 3 exons.
CGGGCAACCGGCAACCGGCACCCGGCACCCGGCACCCGGCAACGACACCGGCACCGGCCCCGGCACGGGGCAGCGGCACCAACACCGGAGAGUGGCACCGGACACCGACACGGGCAGCGGGCAGCAGUGAGGAGGCAGAGAUCCCGGCUCCAGCCCAGGAAGCCAUCAGGGAAGUUCACAGAGUCUCCAGUGGGCUUCGUGCUGUGGCCCCCCAGACACAGCAGCCCGGUGGAGACCAUCAGAAGCUCUCUGAUCUCCUGGGGGAAACCAAGGCAUCCGGGCAGCUGUCUGCACAAGGCACCACUGCCAUCCCAUCACCCAGCGGGAAGCAGCAGCCAUGGAUGAAGUGACGGAGCUGGAGCUGGGGGGCAACUCCCUCCUGAAGGCCGUGUGGCUCGGCCGGCUGCGGCUGACCCGGCUGCUGCUGGAAGGGGGGGCUUACAUCAACGAGAGCAACGACAAGGGGGAGACGGCGCUGAUGGUGGCCUGCAUCACCACGCACGUCGACCAGCAGAGCAUCCACAAGGCCAAGAUGGUGAAGUACCUGCUGGACAACAGAGCCGACCCCAACAUCCAGGACAAGUCUGGGAAAACCGCCCUCAUGCACGCCUGUAUCCGAGGGGCUGGGGGGGAUGUGGUGUCCCUGCUGCUGGAGAGUGGGGCAGACCCCAGCCUGGAGGACCACUCAGGAGCCUCAGCGCUGGUCCACGCCAUCAAUGCCGAGGACAAGGCUGUGCUGCAGCACCUCCUGAAUGCCUGCAGAGCCAAGGGGAAGGAGGUGAUCAUCAUCACCAUGGACAUAUCAGCCUCUGGCACCAAGACGGCCAAGCAGUACCUGAACGUUGCCCCUGCGCUGGAGUUCAAGGAGAAGGCUCCCCUCGAGGAGAGCACAGCCCCCUCCAGUGCCCACCUGAAAACUCCCAUCUCAGCACCUUCCCCUGCCGAGAAGGAGAGCAGCAAUCUCACCCCACACCCUUCUCACACUGGGGACACUGAGCCACCCUCGCCGGGGCAGAGAGCUGGCACUGCCCGGAGAGCCCACCUGCCCCGGCUGAAGCGACUGCGGUCAGAGCCAUGGGGCCUGGUGGCACCCUCGGUGCUGGCGGCCUCCAGUCACCGCGACGACACGCGGGUCUGCGCUGACAGCGAGGUCAUCACGGGCAUCGGCGACCUCUCGCUCUCCAAAAAGCCCUCCCUCACCCGGAGCAGCAGCAGCAAGGGCAGGGACCCCUCUCUCUUCCCCCCAGUGGAUGAGCAGGCACUGGGGCCGCUGGCACGGAAAGCCACGCACGAGAAGAGCCCAGGCACCCACCCAUGCCUGUCCCGGAGCAUCACGGUGCCGGAGGAGCUGGAGGGCACCGGCACGGCCGCCAGCUCAGCUGCAGGGACGGACACCCCGCACUGGUGGAGGCCGGGCACCGAACACAACGGGGACCCGCAGGUCACCGAGGCGGGGAAGGGGCCGUCCGAGAGGCGGAGGCUGAGCGGGUCCCAGCUGGCCUUGCUGGACGGUGCCUGUGACUCUCCCUCCGGCAGCACCAGCACAUCGCCCAGCAGCGGCCGGCGCCGGCCACCCGGCUUGCUGGAGAGGCGAGGAUCCGGGACCCUGCUGCUGGACCACAUCUCCCACACAAGGCCAGGAUGUCUGCCCCCCUUGAACGUGAACCCCAACCCCCCGAUUCCUGACAUUGGCUCCAGCAAAGCCCCCUCCCCGCUGGCUGCUGGGCUGAAGCCGCUGGUGCCCCUCACACCCAGCUCGCCCAGGCGGGGCGAUCUGAGAGCCCACAGGAAGCUCCUCCGCAGGCAUUCCAUGCAGGCAGAGCAGAUGCGGCACCUCUCCGAUUUUGAGGAGGUCGUGGCGCAGUAGCCGUGCCACCAUUUGUUCACAGGGAGGUGGCCAAAGCCGUGCUGUCCCCGCAGAGACGGGACGGUUCCCACACAGAGUGGGCACUGGCUCCGGGGACACACACUGGUGGCCAGGGGGUUUCAGCCCUGAGCCCAGGGGCUGAAUCGGGAGCGGGCUGAUCGGGAGACCGAUCCCCCACCGUCCUAGAUCGCCAAGCUCCGUGCCAGGGAUCCCACCUGCAGGUCACUUAUUCCUCACUAGUUACAAUCCGCUUUUCUUAUAUCCUGCUCGUUCUCCCACCGAAUCCCGUCCCGGAGCCCCCGGUGGUGACCCCUGGGGCCGAGGCGUUCAUGAAGUGCCUUCCAGGAGGGGAAGGGGCUCAGUACCGCGGGGGCUCGAGGAGCGGAACACCCUUCCAGCCACGGACUGGUGUCGGUGCUCUCCCGGAGCGGGAGAGGGAGACAACGCUCCACCUCCGAGAUUCCCGAGGGCGCCGGAGCCCCGGCGGCCGAGCUCACCCGGCACCGCGGCAGCCUCGUCGGAUGGGCUUGUCUCGGGAUGCCAAGUCACCGAGGGUGACACGGGCUGACCCCAGGGCUUCAUCCCACCGGGAAAGUCGCAGGCACCGCGCCAGGACCCCGCGGGCU